AUGGAGGAGAGGGGUGAGGAGACGUUGGCUUUCUCUGUCAGGGUCUUCACUCUGAAGGAGGAGGCGAGGGCUGAGGAGGAGCACAUGGAGACACACGAGGAGCAUGAUCCAGUGUGUUGUGUUGUGAAGGAGGUGCGGGUCCAGGAGGAGGUGAGCAGGGAGCAGCAGGUCAGUGUGUGCAGAGAGAGAGCAGAGCAGGAGCUUACUGUGCUCCUCACCACAGGACAGGAGGCUCAGCAGCUCACUGUGCAGGAUGCCAACAGAGCAUCAGUCUUCCAAUUUACUGUUUCCCAUGAGAUGGACUGUUGCCAGGUCGGAGGUCAGUCCUUCCUCUUCACUGUCGGCAAGCUGAGUCUUCUGCUGAAAUUCAAAACUCCAGCUGAGAUGAAGGACUUUCAGCAGUUGUUGAAGAGAGGGGAUGAUGAAGAGAUGAGGAAAGGUUGCACAGAAGGAGAUGAAGCAGGAAACAAGGAGGCAGAGAGAGUCCAAACACCUUCUAGGAGACAUCCCACUACAUUUGAAACAAGUUCUAAAAAUGCCCCUACACAGGGCUACCAGUUCCACAGCUGUGUGUCCCAGCAGCAGAGCCUGCUUCAGGACUACCUGAGGAUCACCACCUACCAGAGAGCCAUUUUGGUCAAUGAGACUGAUUUCAGAGACAAGGUGGUUCUGGAUGUGUGUUGUGGUUCUGGUAUUCUGUCUUUCUUUGCAGUCCAGGCAGGAGCCACAAGAGUGUAUGCGGUUGAGUCUAGCCCCAUGGCCAAAUAUACACAGAUCCUGGUCCAGAGUAACUGUCUGUCUGAGCGGAUCAGGGUCCUAGAGGGGGAGGUGGAGGAGGUCAGCUGUCCUGACAUGGUGGACGUCAUUGUCUCUGAGCCAAUGGGUUACAUGCUGCUCAAUGACAGACUCAUGGAGAGCUUCUUGCAUGCCAGAAAAUGGCUCAAACCCAAUGGUCUGAUGUUUCCCUCCUAUGGUGAUAUUCAUCUGGCUCCUUUCAAUGACGAGCAGCUCUACUUUGAACACUUCGCACGAGCUAGUUUCUGGCAGCAGAGAAGCUUCUACGGCGUUAACCUGAAUGCUCUUCACGGUACUGCAGUGGAUGAGUUUUUCAAGCAGCCUAUAGUGGACACAUUCGAUGUGCAGAUCCUGAUGGCCAGGUCGGUCAAGCACUGCAUCAACUUCAUGGAGGUUAAAGAAGAAGACUUACACAGGUCAACAGUGUGGCUCUCCACAGCUCCCUCUGAGCCUCUGACCCGCUGGUAUCAGGUCAGAUGUUUGCUUCAGACGCCACUCUUCGCCAAGCUUGGACAAACUCUGUCCGGGACUGUCCUGCUGGCCGCUAACAACAGGCAUAGCUAUGACAUCCACAUCACAGCCACAGUCGACCAAUCAGGUUUCAGAUCUGGAAACAUCCUGGACCUCAAGAACCCUUUCUUCAGGUGAUUUCCAUCUUAUCUGAAUUCCCGAAAUUCCGAUUCUAAUUAAUGACAAUCAGCAAGUGAAGGAUUCUGUGUGUAGGACACCGCCAUGGUUCUACAGCUAGAGACCUCCAGACAUUGGCAACAUAGAGGUCCAGCGGUUGGCCUCUCUCCUCCUGGAUUCAGGGUGAGGAGAACAGAGGGACCUCAUAUGGAAUCAUCAGAUGUCACAACUCCAUACACAAGAACUUUUUAUUUUGCUUUUUAUACAUUUUGUCAACAAACAUUGGUGCUGGAAGUAAAAUCCCUUUAGUAUAAACUCCAUAUAUAUAGAGAGGCACAGAGGUCACACUGUGAUAACACAUCAUGCAUUGCAUAACACAUACAAGCAUGCACAAGGAAACCGGAAACUGCCUUUUCUAUCUCAGCAGUUUUCUCUGUGCAUGUUUUUCAUUUGCUGUAAUAAAAUUGUCCCCUCACAAACUGUAUUAAUGGUAAUUUUUUUUUUGGUUGUUACUGUCAUGCGCUGCUACUUUUACAUUCGUUAAAUAUAAAGUGAUAUAUUUACUGUAUUUAUUGGUGACGGUGUUCUAAAAUCUAAAUCUGAAGUGUUAAACUCAAAACAAAACAUGAAAAUACAUUUACAUGUUUUUCCAACGUUUUACGUUUUGUAAUGUCAGAUAUUUAAAUUAUUUCACCAG
Messenger RNA from Morone saxatilis (striped sea-bass), 2119 nucleotides. Its product is annotated as histone-arginine methyltransferase CARM1-like. The transcript has 14 exons. Gene Ontology annotation, molecular function: protein-arginine N-methyltransferase activity. Bases 1 to 1443 code for a protein of 480 amino acids. Gene Ontology annotation, biological process: peptidyl-arginine methylation. The record is from RefSeq and is a predicted model, not a curated record. NCBI's taxonomy places the organism in Eukaryota, Metazoa, Chordata, Actinopteri, Moronidae.